Molecule: messenger RNA, 815 nt
Organism: Varanus komodoensis (Komodo dragon)
Lineage: Eukaryota; Metazoa; Chordata; Lepidosauria; Squamata; Varanidae
Gene: CIDEB
Product: cell death inducing DFFA like effector b
Exons: 5
Coding region: 42-707 (221 amino acids)
Biological process (GO): apoptotic process; regulation of apoptotic process
Source: RefSeq, a predicted model, not a curated record
GCCUCUUCCGUGUAGAAGCCCACCGCCUCUCCCCCAACACCAUGGAGUACGUGAAUGCGCUGGCACCAUCCACGUUGCUGAAGUCUGUCUCUAGUGCAGGCUCGGAACUCACCCGGCGAGUCUGGGCUCCAAGCCCCCCACCCCAGCGGCCCUUCCGAGUCUGCGACCACAAGCGCAACGUCCGCAAGGGGCUGACGGCAGGGACCCUGAAGGAGCUGCUAGUCAAGGCAAAGGAGACACUGCUCAUCUCCGGUGUCAUUUCCUUGGUUCUGGAGGAAGACGGCACCUCUGUGGAGACCCAGGAGUUCUUCGAAGUUCUUGACGACAACACGACCCUGAUGGCACUUGAGAAAGGCCAGAAGUGGAGCCACGGAAAGGGCAGCAGCCGCGCAUUCGCGCUCAGUCGCGAGAAGCCCCGGAACAGCCGCGACAUCGCCCGCAUCACGUUCGACGUGUACAAGCUCAACCCCCGAGACCUCUUCGGCAGCCUCAACGUGUCCGCGACCUUCUAUGGCCUCUACUCCAUGAGCUGCGAUUUCAAGUGCCUGGGACCCAAGAAGGUGCUGAGGGAGGUCCUGCGAGUGGCGUCCGCCGUCAUGCAGGGCAUCGGGCACAUCCUCCUGGGAGCGUCCCACUACAUCCACCGCCUUCUGGAGGGCGGGGACAACUGGCACCCACACGCCCGGCUGAGAACCUAUGAAGGGUGAUGCCACCCCCGCCCGAAGGACCGCGGCAGAGAGCUUCCCGCCCGCGUCCAGCGCUGCGCAAAUCUCAGGGCUGUAGCUUGACUGGGGACGCUGAUUAAAAACAGAAUU